Molecule: messenger RNA, 567 nt
Organism: Racocetra persica
Lineage: Eukaryota; Fungi; Glomeromycota; Glomeromycetes; Diversisporales; Gigasporaceae
Source: the annotation of a GenBank genome assembly
AUGUUUCCUGCUAUAUCAUCUCUUAAAAAAUUGCUUAAUAUUACAUAUAAUGCUCAAAUUAAUAUAAAUCUUGAUGAUUCUAAUACAGUUUUUGAUGAUGAUCAAGAAUUUCAAGAAGAAAUUGAUCUCAUAGAUGAACCUGAAGUACUUAAUACUGAAUUUGAAACAAAAAUCAAUCAAACUAAAAUUAAUAUUCCACAAGUCUGUAAUGGUAUGGUUGAAAAUAUAAAAAUUACAUUAUUUAAUGCUUUAAAUUACUAUUGGGAAUAUCCAAUUCGUGAAGCUCUUCUUGCAACACUCCUUGAUCCUAGAAAUAAAAAAAUGGAAUUUGUGACUUAUUCUCAAAGACUUGAGGCUGAAGCAUAUUUAGUGGCUGAGUAUAAAGUAUAUAAAGAGCAAGAAUCAAUACUGACAAAUACAGUACAAAUGGAUAACCUUGAAGAGGAAGAAAAUGUCUUGUUAGCUGUUAUGUAUGAACCUAUUCAAGAAUCUGAUAUUAAUAAUGAAAUUCAAACUUAUCUUGCAUUGCUGAAAAUUCCAAGUACUCUUUGUCCUUUAAAAUGGUAG